GACUUCGUGACCACAUGUGGAUCCUCUUCCAGGAGUCAAAGCUUUCGGACGCCGUGAUCGUUGUUGAGGAUAAGCAAUUUCAUGUUCACAAACUUCUCCUGCAGACUCGCAGUCCUGUGUUUGCUGCGAUGUUCGAGCAUGACCUCAAAGAGCGUCAAACGAAUGAGAUCAAGAUCGAGGGGAUCAAGCCUGAAGUUGUCAGAAAAAUGCUGCAGUUCAUUUACACGGACACUCUCGAUAACUGCAAGGACAAUGUUGGGGAGCUCCUGAUAGCUGCUGACAGAUAUUCACUUGAGGGCUUGAUUGUUCGCUGUGAGAGAAUCCUUUGUGAACGAGUCACUAUCGAUAAUGCUGUUUCCACUCUGGAACUUGCUGAUAACUACAAUGCAACAAACGUUAAGAAGCACGUCGCCAAAUUCAUUAGUCGUAAUCUCCCGUUUAUUGUUGGCACUGAUGAGUACAAGGAAAUAGAAGUGAGGAAACCUGCGUUGGUGGCUUAUUUGAUGAGAGAGAUGGCAGCCAUGAUUGAUUACUAUCGUCUUGAACUGGAUUAAUAUAAAUGACGCAGAAUUGUAGAUAUUUUAAAAAAUACGGAUUGGGGCUCCUAGUUCAAAGGGAAUUUGGACGAUGAGUUGACUUAAUUUAGCUGUUUGCCUAUUUUGGUUGAUUGAGUUUGAAAAUUCCAAAACUUGGACAAUUGGGAUUUAUUAAUUAUAAAGAUAGUAAUUAUAGGAAUUG
Fopius arisanus is the source of this 738-nucleotide messenger RNA. Its product is annotated as speckle-type POZ protein A-like. Bases 15 to 554 code for a protein of 179 amino acids. The record is from RefSeq and is a predicted model, not a curated record. Lineage: Eukaryota; Metazoa; Arthropoda; Insecta; Hymenoptera; Braconidae. Gene Ontology annotation, cellular component: nucleus; cytoplasm. Gene Ontology annotation, biological process: regulation of proteolysis; proteasome-mediated ubiquitin-dependent protein catabolic process. Gene Ontology annotation, molecular function: ubiquitin protein ligase binding. The transcript has a single exon.